AGGACAACAGGAAGUAAAUGUUGUCCGGUCAGGAGCUGUCACACGGAGCAGCAUAGACGCUAUGUAGUAGCUUAUUUUCGUAACCGUGUAGAUAAAUGACUUUCUGUGUUAAAUGGGAGGAAGUCUACCAUUCGUACAUUAACUGUAUUUUAUUAUAAAAGCAUUAAGCUCUUCGGGGAUUCCGUCUUCAGUGCUAGAGAGCUAACGCCGGGGCUAGCUGCAGAAGUUAGCGUGUUCAGCCAGCUAGUCUCAGGCUGCCGCUGUACGCCAGGAGGGAGGAAAUAUCCGAAAUGAGUGGCUCUAUUACGGGGUACCGACCUGCUUAACCGACCUUUACAUCAGUUCCGUGUCGCAAUGAGGAGCACAAGAGGUAAGCUCUGAGGUCUCGGAGCCAUGAACUCAGUUUCCCCGAGUGCAGCACAAUACGUAGGGGGAGUCAUGCAAGAUGAGCUGGUGGACAGGGGGAGGCAGCAGCAGCCCAUGGAGCGGCAGGGCAGCUUCGGAGUCAGGCCUCCACAAACUCAAGGUGCCAGCAGAGAAGCCGCCGGGGAGCUUGACGAGAUGGACAAACUCAAGGCCAAACUUAUGUCAGCGUGGAAUAAUGUCAAAUAUGGCUGGACUGUUAAGUCUAAAACCUCCUUCAACAAGGUGUCUCCUGUGACUGUCCUGGGUCACUCCUAUCUGCUUAACAGUGAAGAUGAGGUGGAGCGGUUCCGCCUAGCGUUUGUGUCCAGGAUCUGGUUGACCUAUAGGAGAGAGUUCCCUCAGCUGGAGGGCUCCACCUGGACAACAGACUGUGGUUGGGGCUGCAUGCUGCGCAGUGGGCAGAUGCUGCUGGCACAGGGGCUCCUGGUUCACUUGAUGCCCAGAGACUGGGUUUGGCCAGAGUCUCAGCAGCUUACUGAUGUGGACUUUGAGGUAUUCCGUCCACGUUCCCCAGCCCGGGCUGGAGGGGUCCCAAUACCCUCCUUUGGCUCUCCACGAGGUUCCAGCACCCCUGAGAAAUCCCUGCCAAGCAGUCAGGCACCUAGAUGCAGCCAGAAGAAAAGGGUCUACGAGUCCACAAAGGACAGGCAAGAGCACAUCCACUCCAGGCUUGUUACCUGGUUUGGGGAUCAGCCCCCAGCACCUUUUGGCGUUCACCAGCUGGUGGAUAUUGGCAAAGGUUCGGGGAAGAAGGCUGGUGACUGGUAUGGCCCCUCUGUAGUGGCACACAUACUGCGGAAAGCAGUGGACAAAACAUCUGUGGUCACAAACCUGGCUGUAUAUGUGGCUCAGGAUUGUACAGUGUACAAAGAAGAUGUGGUGCAUCUGUGUGAUCGGUCACUGAAUCAGACUUCUUCCGAUCCGUCCAGUCAGGACUGGAAGUCUGUUAUCAUACUGGUCCCUGUCCGGCUGGGAGGGGAGGCCCUCAAUCCAUCCUACAUCGAUUGUGUCAAGAACUUCCUGAAACUGGAAUGCUGUAUUGGAAUAAUCGGAGGCAAACCAAAACAUUCGCUGUAUUUCAUUGGUUUCCAAGAUGAGCAGCUGCUGUAUCUGGAUCCUCACUACUGCCAGCCAGUGGUCGAUGUCAGUCAAGUUAACUUCUCACUGGAGUCGUUCCACUGUAGCUCUCCUAAAAAGAUGCCCUUCAACCGCAUGGAUCCGAGCUGCACCAUCGGUUUCUACGCCAAGAACAAGAAGGACUUUGAGUCUCUGUGUUCUGCUGUCAGUGAGGCUCUGUCAUCGUCGAAGGAGAAGUAUCCUGUCUUCACCUUUGUGGAGGGCCACAGUCAGGAUUAUGGACUUGAGGGUCACAGCAGCAAUCACAGUGGACCUCCAGCUCAUAUCCUGCCUCCAGGGAGACUAGGCAGAAGCAACAACAGAAGAAGCAGUGAAGAGUUUGUCUUCCUGUAAAGCUCUGAGGACGAUGCUCUCCCAUCUGUAGGGGGCAGAAGUGGACACUCGAUUGCCUUUAAAAGACUUGAUUCUGUCGAUGCUGCAGCUGCAAGGCGGGCACAACUCUUUUGUGCUUUGUCUUCCUCACUGGUCAACACGGCUGCUGUCAUCACCUCUGUGUGGGUGGCGUUAUAAGCUAACAGGCAUUAGUGACUACUGGCUGGAGCACUGCUUUACCUGACGAAGGUGACUUCAAAAUGGAUAGAAACGUUUUCAAGUACUUGAAAUGUUCUUGGUUCAUUUUAUCAGACGACGUCAAAAAAAGCCUCAGUGGUGUCUGCAUCAUCUUUAAUUGGCUCACUCGUCUGCCUGAUAUUGUUCAUGACUUGUAUUAUAUCACAUUCCCUCUGCUGAAUAUUUUUUUUAAAAUUUUAUUCUUUAAAUUAAUUUAUCAGAUUUAAGAAUGUGUGUUUUGUGUGCGAGUGAGUGUUUUGUUAGUGUAAUUUAUUUGUCUUUUAAAUUGUGUUAAGGAUUAUGCCGUGUCACAUCCCAGAGAAAUUUCAGAUUCUUCCACGAGCGUCUUGAACAGCUGUAAAUUCAUUUUUAGACCUCGUGGUCUCAAGCCCAUGCACUUUCAGCUCUGACUCUUUAUUCAUUAAGGAUAUGAAAAUCUGCAAGAAAUCUGCUGUUACAUUGUUCCUGCUGCUUAAAGAACUAAAGGUCAGGUAUAAAGAAAAACAAUGCCUAAAGUUGGAGAUGACUUUUGUAUUUUUGCCUGUCAAACUGUGGCUUAAAUCAUUCCCGCUAUACUAUUAUAUAAACAUGUUUGCAAAGUAAAACACCCAGCUCUUACUUAUGUACGUGUUCUAGAUUUUACCUUGCACAGCCAAGGUAAUGAGACAAACCGAAGCUGAAUGGAGAUCUUUUUUUUAUUUUAUUUAUUUUGUUGUUUGCUUGAUUUUCAGACUUCUGCUGCAGUGUCUCUGUGUUUUUGUUUGUCCCCUUUUUCUGUAAAAGCUACUACUGCAAGUUGCACUACUACUGUUAUUGAGUUUAUUGUCCUGAUUAAACUUCAGACACUGGAAUUACAGUACAUGUUACUGCGUUUUGUGUGUAGAUUUGAACUGCAGGUAUAUACGCUGUCAAAGGAACGAGAGCGAUGGGA
This is a messenger RNA of Pundamilia nyererei, 3043 nucleotides long. It is a transcript of the gene atg4da, whose product is annotated as autophagy related 4D, cysteine peptidase a. The transcript has 11 exons. The record is from RefSeq and is a predicted model, not a curated record. NCBI's taxonomy places the organism in Eukaryota, Metazoa, Chordata, Actinopteri, Cichliformes, Cichlidae. Bases 394 to 1896 code for a protein of 500 amino acids. Gene Ontology annotation, cellular component: cytoplasm. Gene Ontology annotation, molecular function: protein-phosphatidylethanolamide deconjugating activity; cysteine-type endopeptidase activity. Gene Ontology annotation, biological process: mitophagy; protein delipidation; C-terminal protein lipidation.